GUUCUCUAGUUGAUCCGAUUGUUUAUUUUUAUCGUCUUGAGAGAGUUCUGUUGCCGUUAGGCGUCAGUACCUAAUGCGAGCCUGGACCUCCUCUCAUCCGUUUAGAUCUCGACCGCCACCUCGCACAGCAUGCAUGUCUCACAAGGCACAUUUACUCGUCCAACAGAUCAACUCCGUAAUAAACUUGUAUUGCCUUUAUCCCCGAUCCUUCUCGCAAUUACUAUCAACCCUGCCUUACCCCCAGCCUAAGCAUCAUCUCGAAAUCAGAAAACAAUUUCUCCUUUCCCUUGCGAAAACAACCCUUAUAGAACCGUUUCCUUAUAACCUGUCCCAAACCGAAAUCCUUUCCCCAAACCAGUACAAAUGAGAGACAUGAAAGAUAACUGACCCUAACCUUGAUCCACCUUGAACCCCUUGAGAUGCCCUUUUUGUCUUCUCUUUUUUUUUAUCGUUUUAUGGUGUUUUCGCCGUAUAUAAACACAUUCCUUUUCGCUCGCCGAUUCGUGAGCAUAAAC
Molecule: messenger RNA, 515 nt
Organism: Fusarium redolens
Lineage: Eukaryota; Fungi; Ascomycota; Sordariomycetes; Hypocreales; Nectriaceae
Exons: 1
Coding region: 74-367 (97 amino acids)
Source: RefSeq, a predicted model, not a curated record